Ilex paraguariensis (yerba mate) is the source of this 1257-nucleotide messenger RNA. Lineage: Eukaryota; Viridiplantae; Streptophyta; Magnoliopsida; Aquifoliales; Aquifoliaceae. The record is from the annotation of a GenBank genome assembly.
AUGGCGGAUUUGUGUGGAAGAAGAAGAAGAAGAAAGUAUAGACAGAUAAGCGGUGAGAGAGUGGCAUAUCUGCCACAACUACCAACGGAAGUCAUGUCCGAUCUCCUGUCUAGACUUCCUAUGGUGUCAAUCUUGAGAUGCAAAACCGUGUGCAAGGUUUGGUUUGGCUUAAUAAGAGAUCCUUAUUUUGCUAACUUACAGCUGAGUAGAUCAAACAAUCAACCUCCCCAAGUCAUCAUUGACCCCGAUGACGUUGAGACAAAACAAGGUGUAAUAAAAAGUCUAUACUUGCUGGAUCCUGAAGAAUGCAAGGCGAGAGCGAUCCCUGAAAUUCUUCUUGAGGACGCAUUUGCAAAGAGAUCACUUGGUCUUAAGGUCAUGUGUUCUUUCAACGGCUUACUUUGCUUGGCUCCAGAGAAGGAUCUACAUCCUGUUGUGAUCUAUAAUCCAAUAACCAAAGAAUACAGAGUUUUGCCUAAAACCAAGGCCACUACUAAUACGAUAGUAGAGUUUCAUCAAAUCGGUUUGGGCUUUGAUCCUUCAACCAACAAGUACAAGGUAGUUAGAAUAUAUAACGGCAGAGACGAAGGUGGGUGCAGGUUGGCUUCCGCCUGUGAAGUUAUUACAUCCGGAGAAAUUUCAUGGAGAAAAAUAGUUGUCCUAGCUGACACUGAUAGAGUACUCUUCAGCGGUAGUCAAGGGCCCGUUGUUCACAAUGGUUCAAUUUAUUGGACCAUUGUCAGGACAUGUCACCCCUUCGACGGAGAAUUGAUUCUUCGUUUUGACAUAAGGAAGGAAGUGUUUCAGGCCAUCUGUUUUUAUCCAUAUAUAAAGGCUCCUCCUGAUCAAUGUAGGUAUCGUGCUCGUAAUUUGCAGUUACAGAUUUUGGGACGGGGUUUGUUCUUACUUGAUCAUGAUGGUGAGUUUUUGCAUUCAUGGAGUUUGACACUGCUUGAUAGCGUGGAUGGCACCAUGUUUCGGUAUAAUAACUCAGUGAAGAUGAAGUUCCCAAAGCGUGGAUGGCAUUGGUAUUUUCAGUCCUUUGUUUGUAUGCCAAGUCCAGGGAAAUUCUUGCUUGAGAGAGUUGAGUCAGAAAAGGCCGGAAGUCAUCAUCAAGAUCUCAAGCUUGUAUAUUAUUCUUCUGAGCAUGGUAAAUUCUUGAAAUUAAAGGUUUCGGGGCUCCCGGUGUGGUAUAGAUCUAGGUGUUUUAAACCCAGUCUCCUUCCUGUUGAAGGGGUUUUUCCCACUCACUUGUGA